Messenger RNA from Pelagomonas calceolata, 813 nucleotides. The record is from the annotation of a GenBank genome assembly. NCBI's taxonomy places the organism in Eukaryota, Pelagophyceae, Pelagomonadales, Pelagomonadaceae.
CUCGCCCUCGCCUUUGGCUCCGCCUCGGCCUUCGUGGCCCCCGCGGCGCAGGCCGCCUCGAGCCAGCUGCGCUCGACGCCCGCCGAGGAGAUCGGCGUCGACCCCGGGCCGUUCGGGAUGACCGGCGCCGUGCCGUCCGGGAAGUUCUGGGAGGAGCAGGACGGCCUCGCGCGCCGCCGCGCCGUGCGAGGCCGAGUCCGCAUCAAUACCGCUAAUUCACGACGACUGGGCCGCUUUUGACGCUCGACGCUCUUCCCGCAGGUCGAGAUCAAGCACGGCCGCAUCUCCAUGAUGGCGUUCCUCGGCAUGAUGGUCCAGGAGCUCGGCAUCACCUUCCCCGGCUCCAUGACCCUUGACGGUCCGGCGCCGCGUCCACGAGUGUCGCCUUCACGCGGAUGGCGUUCUCCAGGGAUCGACGACGCCUCACCGGUCGACGUACCCCACGCAGGCUCCGUCCAGUUCUCGGACAUCCUCAAGGACGGCAUGGGCUUCCCGGCGCUGGAAAACGUGCCCCGGCUCGGCCUCCUCCAGAUCGUCGCCUUCGGCUUCGUGGCCGAGACCGCCGCCAUGCCGGCGACGCAGUACACGGGCGGGCCGCAGAACCUCCCCGGCGGCUACGACGGGUCGAUCGGCACGAUCCCGGGCGGCUACCCGUUCACGAACCAGAUCGAGGACGUGACGGCGCGCAACCGCGCCCUCACGUGCGAGCUCCAGAACGGCCGCGGGGCCAUGCUCGGCACCUUCGGCGCCAUGCUCCACUCGGAGCUCGACUCCUGCCAGCACCACUUCUUCUACCCGAUCACCCACAACUAA